UCAGGACAAACACGCCCACAAACACACACACACACACCCACCCACAAACACUCACACACCCACACACAACCCACCAGAGCUGCUUUUAUUUUUAACCGGCCCCAGGAAUGGACACCGACAGCGAAGCAGCCCCCAUGCAGGCACCCAGAGGAAAGGGCCGUGUGUCGGGUCCGGGCAGGCAUGAUAUGCUCGAUGGCGAAGCUUUGGAGAAUCCAGACACUGACAUUGGCUUUUGUGGCUGGCUGUUGGUGGGGUUCUCCCUCCUGCUCAUGCUGCUUACCCUUCCCAUCUCCAUAUGGAUGUGCAUUAAGAUCGUGAAGGAGUAUGAACGAGCAAUUAUCUUUCGCCUGGGCCGCAUUUUGCGAGGAGGAGCCAAAGGACCAGGGUUGUUCUUCAUCCUGCCCUGCACUGACAGCUUCAUUAACGUGGACAUGCGCACAAUCACCUUCGAUAUCCCACCACAAGAGGUUUUGACCAAAGACUCUGUGACUGUGAGUGUGGAUGGUGUGGUGUACUACCGGGUCCAGAAUGCCACUCUGGCCGUGGCUAACAUCACCAAUGCUGACGCCGCCACCCGACUGCUCGCCCAGACCACGCUGAGGAACGUCCUGGGAACCAAGAACCUGGCGGAGAUCCUGUCUGACCGUGAAGAGAUCGCACACAGCAUGCAGGUGAUCGCGGCGGAGGGAGAGAUGAACGCCUCCCGGGCUCUGAAGGAAGCCUCCCUGGUGAUCGCAGAGUCUCCGUCUGGCCUGCAGCUGCGCUACCUUCAGACCCUCAGCACCAUCGCCGCCGAGAAGAACUCCACCAUCAUCUUCCCGCUGCCAAUGGAGAUGAUGCAGGCCUUCAUGAAACGCUGAGGAGUCUUUGUGCUCGUCGGUCAUACUCGCACAUCAUUCACACAUAUUUAAGGCCUCUAUCCAGUUCAGGAAGUUGGGUUUUUUUUCUGAGGAAGCUCCAAGCUUUCCUCAAAAGAUCCACACUUGUGACCGAACCCUCUUUGCAAGAGUUUAAUUGCCAAUUAAACACACCACAAAGCCUAUAGUCGACCGCCAGCACACACACAGGUGUAGUUCCACCUCUCUGGUGAUUAGUAACCAGGACCAUUCUCAAGCCUGUGGGUCUUAGGUGAUUUGGCUCCAAACCGCCAUUUCUGCAGAAAAUUAUUCUUUUAGAUCUGUGAAAGAUCUUCAGCAGAUGAGUGGAAGUUAAAAAAAUUGAAAUGUAACUUGUGUCACACGUUGGCUCAGAUCUGACCAAAGCAGAUGCGUCGCUGUACAGUAUUUUAAAAGGGUUAUUGUGAACGACCCGACCCACAGCAGGUGGAUUAGCUUUUAUCCUGCAGGUUCCCCUGACUGUCAAAACAGAGGCAGGAAGUACAAAUCUUUCAUCAUCUCUGUUCUCAAACUCUUUAAAGGAAAGUGCCAGCUGGAUGUGGAGCCUUACAACUGUGCACACACACACACACACACACACACACACACACACACACACACACACAUAUACACAACCCUUGUAUUUAUUUAACUAAUAUCCCCUGUUGACAUGGCACUACUACAACCACUGCCAGUUUCUUCGUGCCAUUAGUAUUUUCCCAAUAUCCAUCUGAGGGCUCUAAUGGCUUUACUGCCAAUCCUCAGAAACCUACCUCUGGUUUUAGGCUGUUCCCUGUGCCAUGACAUGUUUUCACUGAAUUUCAAAGUAAAAUGGUUCAAACACGAACCUGUACUUUAUUUAUUCCAGAAAAUGUUUAGGCUUCAACCAGGAGAGUGUUGUGAAUACAGUAUAUGUAUGAAUGCAUGAACACACUCAACUGUUUGAAUUGAGAAGCAUCAAAUACUAGUUUUAAUAAGUAUUAGAAAUCUAUUAAAUGAGUUUAGAAAGGAUCGGCCAGCGAUAUAGAAAUAGAACUGCAGGAACACACGCCAUCACUGUCAUCUCCCAUUACAAACUGAAGACCCGGCUGAUGGGUCACAUAGAGUCCUACUGGUUUUCAGGCUUGAUGUUGCUGCCUGUCAUAUGUUUACAGUUCACUUUCUAUUCAUACACAGUAUAUGUAACGUUCAGGUUGCUGGACAAAAUACAACAAACACUUCAUAUUUACAUAAAUUUUCAUCUUCGUCAGCCACAUGCGUAUUCCAACCCCCCCCCCCCCCCCCCCUCACAGGCUUCAGUCUGCUCAGGAUGAAGCAGCAACUGACAUUUAAUGCAAAUCUUUCAGCCAAAGGCCUUAACUUACUGCCAUCGCUUCAUUUUACAGUCUAAAAUCUCACUUCUAUGCACUGAGACGAGAACACUAUGAUUUUAUGACUGCAUGUUUGUUUUUUAAACAGCAGCAUCUUGUCUCUUUCCUUCUGUCCGGGUGCAACAAGCCAAGUAAUAUGCAGAUCUUAUAUGCUUCCUCCUUCUGACCUAUAGAUAACAGAAGGGUUGUGAAUGUACAUUGCCGUGUUUAGUCCAUGUCUCACUUAGUAGUGUUACCAUAUAUAUACAUAUAUAAAUGCAUUCAAGUUAAGUUUGUUAUAUUGUUCAGGGCUCAACAUUAACACUUGUCCACUUGUCCAGGACGAGCGUAUUUCUUAAUUCUUUAAUUUUUUAGAGGAGAAUAUUGUACGUGUCUUACUGGACAAGUUAAAAGAAACAAACAAUGAUAAAUACCUGGUGUCAUAAGGUUUUGUGCGACUCAUUACUCAGUUUUAAAUUAACAUCUGUUACAUUCAGAAUAUAGAUUUCAAAUAGGUUCUGUUGAAAAAGCAGUAAAUUAUCAAAUAAUCUUCGUUGAAUCAGAUGGAAAGAUCGUUAAAAGAAGUAAUAGCUCGAGAUUCCAUAAAACUGAAUGAUGAAAUGAAUCACCUUUAAGAGUAUAAAUGUGACUCAACAUUUUAGAGAACAUAUUUACACAAAGAUUAUUAACAAAUUGGCAACUGAACAAUGUUUUAAUAAACGUCCCUCAAACAUCAUAUUCACCUGAUUUCAACUGUCUAGGUCCAAAGUUUGUCCAGAAGAGACGAGUGCCUCGUGUUAAUGUGGAGCCCUGGUUUGCUGUGACUUGUUUGAGGUUUAAAGUUUGUCUCAGCUUGACCCAUGUUUAAUGUGCAUUGAUCUGUUUCAUUUAUUCAUCUAUUUCUUGUGGAAUACAAAAGCCUGUUAGUGUUUUACUAAAGUAAGUUCUGUCUGUUCAAUUUAUUGCUGCAACAGAGACAAAUUAUUAAACCACAGCUACGUAGCAUAUUAACUUUAUAUUUAUGAUGAUUUUAAGUUGUUACUGGUCCGGUUCACUCGCAGCACGACCAUGAAGCAGCUUCUCUUCUUCUGUCUCUGACUUCUCAUCUCUUUUGUGUUUUUUUAAUAAAAGUUUAUCCAUGUAGCUUCCAUGUAACAAGGUAUCCACAGAAAAAAAUACAAGAGAAAGAACCAAAAAACAAUGCUCAUGUUUGCUGUGGUUUUUGUUGCCUCAGAUUAGAUUCACCUUAAGGUUCCUCUUGACAUAUCUGGUAAUAAACAAUGAUUUUAUACUCGAUCAUAAAAA
Pleuronectes platessa (European plaice) is the source of this 3529-nucleotide messenger RNA. RefSeq names its product stomatin (gene stom). Gene Ontology annotation, cellular component: plasma membrane. NCBI's taxonomy places the organism in Eukaryota, Metazoa, Chordata, Actinopteri, Pleuronectiformes, Pleuronectidae. The record is from RefSeq and is a predicted model, not a curated record.